Messenger RNA from Metarhizium acridum CQMa 102, 1557 nucleotides. RefSeq lists its product as uncharacterized. NCBI's taxonomy places the organism in Eukaryota, Fungi, Ascomycota, Sordariomycetes, Hypocreales, Clavicipitaceae. Gene Ontology annotation, molecular function: transcription cis-regulatory region binding; DNA-binding transcription factor activity, RNA polymerase II-specific; zinc ion binding. The record is from RefSeq and is a predicted model, not a curated record. Gene Ontology annotation, biological process: positive regulation of transcription by RNA polymerase II. Gene Ontology annotation, cellular component: nucleus.
AUGUCGGACGUGGUGGCUGAUCGGAAACGCCAUUGCUGGGAGUGUCGCCGACGCUGUCUCGUGUGCGACUCGGCACAACCCGAUUGCAAGAGGUGUGUCGCAUCUGGUACCAUAUGCCCAGGGUACGGUGAUAUCAAACCCGCAAGAUUAAGAUGGCUCGAUAUCGGACGGGUAAAGUCGCGAAACAAGAGGUCCAAGAGGACCGUAGUCGCUACCGACGAGGAGUCCACCAAAGCUCGACACCAGAACCACGCGAUCAAGCCGUGUGAAGGCCAGGUUACAGGAAUUUCGAGACAUCGAAUGAAAACUGAUCUCUGCGCCUUAAGCGAAGCUGUUGGAUAUUUUAAUGGUUGCAUAUACUAUGAUCUGGUCCCCAUGGAGCAGCUGGGAUCGAAUCCUUUUGUAUACGCCAUAUCGGAAAGGCACAUCAAGGCCGGUACCAUGUUUCCAGACUACCUGCGUCUCACCUUGGUCUGCACGACCCUCUCCCAUCGAAUAAAUCGACUAGGGCUGGAUCCCAAUCAUGGCGCCUUAGCUCAAGCCUUCUACCAGUACAGAGGAGUUAUCAUUCGAUCCCUGAGAGAGGACGCAUCCGAUGGAGGCAGACACAUAAGUGACGUGUUUAUUGCUGGAGUUGUCAUGCUCUUGCUCAUUGAUGUCAGCCAUGAUAUUGCCAGAUUCGUUAUGGCUACGCUAAUUAUUCGCCAGGUUCAACAUGGGGCUUCGUCAAACUGGAGAUGCCAUCUAGAAGCUAUCCAGAGACUUAUCACGCUACGUGGCGGAAUAAAGAUACUAGCCAAAUCGAAGAGAUUGGAUUCUCUCCUUCUUUGUUUCUUAGGGGUUUCGGUGCUGGGGAACACCACAUGCCCUGCGCAUGACAUUGCCAUGACGGACAACCACGUCAAAGAGCUCGAGUACAUGAUUCGGCACUAUCAAGGGGCGACAUUUAGCUUUCAGAUGUGUCCUCCGCCACUGUUCGCGGAGAUUAUAAGGAUGAAUAGUCUUCGAAUGCGCGCGGCAGAGCGGCAAGUCUCAGGAGAGUUUUCGAUAGAAGCGUAUGAAAUACUGGCGCGAAUUGAAGAAUACUCGCCUACGCAGUGGGCAAGUUCUAAACCCGCGGCAAUAAACAACUGGCUGACCUUGGGGGCAAUCUACAAGUUGGCUGCGGCAAUAUACUGCAUAUUGUCACUACAAAGCUCGUCAGUCCUCCCCAGAAACCUGUCAUUGAGGAAUCGCUGUGUCACGCAUACGCAGCAGUUGAAGUCUCUUCUCGAGAGCACAGUAGCCAACCUUAGUCUGAAGCGAUUUCUGUUAUGGCCACUCAUUGUUCUUGGCGUUGAAGCGUCGCGCGGUGAUUUGGCAUUGAAAAUAUUCAUCGAAAAACAAUUGGCAGAACUGAGUUGUCAUCUCGGUUCCUAUGUGCCGCUGGCGGCCAAAAGCGUACUGGAAAGAUUUUGGGCAUUGGGAGAGACAGAUUGGGAUGCAUGUUUCGACAAACCAUAUGCGUUUGCGACGCAGAUUGCUGUGGAUUUGAGCAGGAUAUCUCCAAACGACUAG